AGCUGCGGGGGGGCGGCCGGUGCCUCCGGGUGCGGUGGUCCGCGCCCUGAGUGUGAGCGCACCUUUCCCCUAGGCAAGAAGUGCCGUUGCUGUGACGCAUGAGCCUGUCGCCUUAAAAAGUGUGUAAUUACUGGUACAGAAACGAACUGCUCGAUUCCAGACGCGCAUAGAGAACUCGCAGCGGUUCUGCUGAAGUUCUUACCUGCUUGGAACUGCACUUGCUUGCUGAUCCAGUGAGAUCUUGCCCUAGCUGUGAGAUGAGUACUGAAGCAGAACAGCAGCUUCUCCAUGAUGCUAGAAAUGGAAAUGUUGAAGAGGUUAAACAGCUGUUGGAUACCAUGGACAAAGGAGAAAUAAGAUUUGAUAUCAACUGUAAAGGCAGAAGUAAAUCUAAUAUGGGUUGGACACCUCUUCACCUUGCUUGCUACUUUGGACAUGCUGUUGUGGUAGAGGAUUUGCUGAAGGCUGGUGCAGAUGUGAAUGUGCUGAAUGACAUGGGGGACACUCCACUCCAUCGUGCAGCUUUCACAGGACGUAAGGAGGUGGUGAUGUUACUCUUGCAGCAUAAUGCUGAUACUUCUAUUGUUAAUGGGAGUGGAGAGACUGCCAAAGAAGUUACUCAUGAUAAAGACAUAAGGAAUAUGUUGGAAGCAGUGGAAAGGACACAAGAAAGGAAACUGGAAGAAGAACUUUUAGGAGCAGCAAGAGAGGGGGAAACAGGGAAACUGACUGCCUUGUUGAACAAGCCCAAACCACCUGAUAUCAACUGUACAGAUCAGAUGGGGAACACACCGUUGCAUUGUGCAGCAUACCGUGCCCAUAAGCACUGUGCAUUGAAACUUCUAAAAAAUGGAGCAGAUCCUAAAAUAAGAAACAAAAAUGAUCAGACGCCCCUUGAUCUAGCCCAAGGUGCCGAAAUGAAACUGAUACUGGGAGGUAAAACUGGAAAGGUUAUCAACAAACCCCUGAGACGAUACGAAGGUCUCCUAUGGAAGAGCUCACGAUUUUUUGGUUGGAAACUCUACUGGAUAGUUCUAGAACAUGGAGUCCUUUCGUGGUAUCGGAGACAAGCUGAUGCAGUGAAUAAUGAUCAUCGCCAGGGAUGCAAGCAUCUAACACAAGCUGUCUGCACGGUAAAAUCUACAGACAGCUGCUUCUUUUCUGUCAGAUGUUUUGAUGACACUGUUCAUCGUUUCAAAAUUCCUACAAAUAGCCUUCCCUCUCAAACGAGAGAGAGUUGGCUGGAAGCAAUAGAAGACCACUCUGCAUAUAGCACUCAUUACUGCACACAGGAGCAGUUGAGUAGUGAUGAUGAGGAGGGUGAUACAGUAUCUGUUACAGACCUACAAGAUACUCUGAAAAAAGCACAAGCAUGCCAACAAAGACUCAGUAAAGAGAUUUCAGACUUCCUUGCAAUGGUUAAAUCUUUGGAUGCUACAAAAGGAAUAUCUUCUCCCCUCCUGCAAAAAGUUGAUGUUGUCUCUGAAGUAUCCCAGGAAACAUGUGAGGCCCUGGCUGACUGCCUCAACCUAUUUACAAAGCAAGAAGGGGUGAGGAAUUUGAAACUGGAGCAUGAGCAGGAGAAAAACAAGAUCUUGUCAGAAGCAUUAGAGACACUAGCUACCGAACACCAUGAACUAGAGCAGUCACUGGUUAAGGGAUCUCCGCCUCUCAGCAUCAUCAGUGAAGAGCAAUUCUAUGAUGCUGUUUCAGAUUCAGAAUCUGAAAAAUCAUUAAGUGGGUUUGAAACAACAGCAGCCUACUCAUUAGAGGACAGCAUGGAUUCAAAAGAUACAAUAACUUCAAGCGUGUCUGAAGAAAAGGUUUGUGGCAGUGGGGAGUCACUGUCUAAUGGAAUCAAAAAACACAGAACAAGCUUGCCAUCUCCGAUGUUUUCCAGAAAUGACUUCAGUAUCUGGAGUAUCUUAAGAAAAUGCAUUGGAAUGGAGUUGUCAAAGAUCACAAUGCCGGUUAUAUUCAAUGAGCCACUGAGCUUUCUGCAGCGACUUACAGAGUACAUGGAGCAUACAUACCUCAUCCACAAAGCCAGCUCACUUUCCAGCACAACUGAGCGAAUGCAGUGUGUUGCUGCAUUUGCUGUGUCUGCUGUAGCCUCACAGUGGGAACGUACAGGGAAGCCGUUCAACCCGUUGCUUGGAGAGACAUAUGAAUUGAUCAGAGAUGAUCUUGGAUUUAGACUUCUCUCAGAGCAAGUUAGCCAUCAUCCACCAAUCAGUGCUUUCUAUGCUGAAGGUUUAAAUAAUGAUUUUGUGUUUCAUGGAUCAAUUUAUCCUAAACUCAAAUUCUGGGGCAAGAGUGUGGAAGCAGAACCAAAAGGCACAAUGACUUUGGAGCUUCUUGAACACAGUGAAGCCUACACAUGGACAAAUCCUACGUGCUGUGUGCAUAACAUUAUUGUGGGCAAACUUUGGAUUGAGCAGUAUGGAAACGUGGAAAUAACUAACCAUAAAACUGGUGAAAAAUGUGUACUGAGCUUCAAGCCCUGUGGCCUCUUUGGGAAGGAGUUGCACAAAGUUGAAGGCUACAUUCAGGAUAAAAGCAAAAAGAAACUCUGUGCGCUGUAUGGGAAGUGGACUGAAUGUUUGUACAGUGUUGACCCAGCUACAUUUGAAGCUUACAAAAAAAAUGACAAGAAAAGUGCAGAAGAGAAGAAAAGCAGUAAACAGAUGGGCAAUACUGAGGAACCAGAUGAGAUGCCUUUGCCAGAUUCUGAGAGUGUGUAUGUUAUUCCUGGAAGUAUUUUGCUAUGGAAGAUAACUCCAAGACCUCCAAAUUCAGCACAGAUGUAUAAUUUUACUAGCUUUGCUAUGGCUUUGAAUGAGUUGGACAAAGAAAUGGAGAGUGUAAUUCCCAAAACUGACUGCCGGCUACGACCAGAUAUCAGAGCCAUGGAAAAUGGAGAAAUAGAUCUAGCUAGUGAAGAAAAGAAGAGGCUAGAAGAAAAACAAAGGACCGCCCGCAAAAAUCGUUCAAAGUCAGAGGAAGACUGGAAGACGAGGACCCCUGCUGAGCCAAGGACAGGUGUACCAGUCAGAUGCCCCUGGCUGCCCAAUUGCCUUAAAAGACAGCCACACGAAGCACGCAGAUGCUACCCAUCUUCGUACCAACUCCUCAAAUGCCUCUAUGGGAACAAGCAAAGGAUUCCAACCUAUCUUACAGGAAUCAGUUGAAUAUGAUUAUUGGUAUGAAAAAAGCAGAAAGCUGUAAUCUGUAGCAAUCCAACUCAUCUUAUUUUAUGAUACUACUACCUACACAAAGUUAGAACAAUACCUCUGCUAGUGUACCAAUCUUGGAAUGUUUCAAAUGGAACUGUGCUCUUUCUUACAAAACAAUCAUCUUUACUGAUAGUCACAUUGCCACUUUAUGAUCAAGCUUUAUUAAAAGGAUAUCGUGCAAAAAAUAUAUCUAAACAUUAAAGCCACAGCACACCUGAUAACUCUUGUUUUACAAAUGAGAGCACAGCCAAGUAGACUUGACAGUCUGCUACAAUUAUUUGUCUUUGUAGACGAUCUAUCAUGGAUAGAGUGGAUUUUCGUCCAUCAACCUGUUUGGAAUAUACAAACAGAGAACACAGAAAAAUGUUAACAAAAAUAAUACAGAAUACUAGUCUAAAUCUGACAACUUAAAAAAAUCCAAAAUUAACUGCAAGUGGUAGUAUUGCUACUAAAUUGACUCAGCAUUUUGAAGUGCAAAACUAUGCUAAAAUUUCUUUGACAGGUCAUCAAGUAACAUCCUACUAAAUAAACAGGGAAAUCUUACACAUACACUAUCAACUAUUUUUCUUAAGAUUCUACAAAUACUCAGAACAGAUUUAAAUUUCAUUUAAUUACUACUAAACACAUCAGACAUACAACUAAAAGAUGUUAGAUAGGAAGAGCCCAGGCAGGGGUAUAUGAAAAGCGUCACGGAAAAUACAGUGCCUCUUUUCACCAAGUAAACUAAAUAUUGAAGAGAAAUGGCUUCUUUUUCUGCUGUAGAUCUGCUAUGUCACACUAGGCAUGUCACUCACUGGACAUUUCUAUACUACUACUUUAACUAGUUCUCAAUCUGCAUGCUUUAUUCUUCCUUCAUUAUUUAGAAUGAAACACCUAAAACAGGAAGGAAAAUUCCCUAGGAAUGCCUGGCACACAGCACUAUGCAGCCUCAACAUCACAACUUUUAAUUCAUACAUGCUCUCAUAAUAUUCAAAGUUAGCUUGAAUUAGAGAGGCUACAAGCUUCCUGAAAUAAUUUUAGUAGAUCACUAAUUUGAGGCCUUAAGAAAAUAAUUACCAACAUCAAUACAACCUGCUGCUUUAGCAGAGGAAUUACCUGACUCUUGAGUAUUUUAUAAUUAGGAAUUCCAACAAGAACAUUUGACUUAAUUUCUAAACUUAUUAUUAAUCUCAACUGCUCUUCACAUAUGAAAAAUCACCUAUUCAAAACACAAAGGUGACAGAAAGGAAGUUUCCAGAAAUAUAUCAAAUAUACAAUUCCAUAUUUUACAAAUAAUAUUCUUACAUUCUUUUUAAUUUUAUUCUUGAUUGUUUCUAUAACUCCAGCUUCUUCACUUUCACAAAGUUUCUCUGUAGCCUUUAAGUCAUCACACGCCAGCUGCAUCUUCUCUUCUUCAAAUGUCAUCAUGGCAUUC
This is a messenger RNA of Aquila chrysaetos chrysaetos, 4650 nucleotides long. RefSeq names its product oxysterol binding protein like 1A (gene OSBPL1A). NCBI's taxonomy places the organism in Eukaryota, Metazoa, Chordata, Aves, Accipitriformes, Accipitridae. Gene Ontology annotation, molecular function: protein binding; cholesterol binding. Gene Ontology annotation, cellular component: intracellular membrane-bounded organelle; membrane; cytosol. Bases 258 to 3191 code for a protein of 977 amino acids. The record is from RefSeq and is a predicted model, not a curated record. The transcript is spliced from 29 exons.